UACGUGUAUAUAUAUAGCGAAUAAAAAGAUACGCUGAAGAGAACAAGACAGAGAAAAAGAGACAAAGAGUACAUAGCACCACGGACGGGAGAGAAAGAGAUACAGAGCGUGGAAGCAGUUAUUGAAAGUUGAGGGGCAACCAUCGGUGAUGUGGGACACAUCCCGCAACGGGCAAUGCAACAACCCCAACGUUUCAUACCGUCUGUAUCUGAUCUAUAUGGCACGGACGAGAUAGAACUGCUGCUGGACGAGAUACGUGAGCUGGAGCUGGAGCCGGUCUGCUGUCAGCUGGACGAUGAGCAGGACUUUGAAAUAGCUGGCAGCAGGGCCGGCGAGCUCUCGCUAUCCCUCGAAUCGCCGCUGGGCACAUGCACCUCCUGGGACUCGCAUGCCAACUACAAACAGCGCAGCGGAGCGACACCGCUGCCAUGGGGCGUUGCCCUACACUGUGAUCCGCAACACUUGAAAACGCCUACAGGGAUUGUGCGCAUACUAUUGGUGUUAUCCUCGGCCGCCUGCCUGGCCUGCGAAUGCUCUGCGGGCACGGUACAGGUGGGCCUCUUUCUACUGCCACUCAUCGGACGCCUGAGACUGAUGGUCUUCUGUGCGCUCUUCUCGCUACUCAUCACAUGUCUCAUGCUCUUUCUGGAUAUAUCGCAUAUAGCUCUCAUGUUUCCAUUCAAUUGGACUAAAGUGAAUACGUGGAUGUACCUGAGUAUUGGUUUGAUAUUUAUUUUGAGCUCCACAUUACUUGUCCACAUGGUCCUCUGUGCCACUGAAUACACAUGGGUAUCCAAGCAUUCCAGGGACACACUAUUAGCCACAGGCAUUAUUGGAUAUGUGUGCGCCUUGGAGGCAUUUCUUUUGUCGGGCAUCGCAUCCUGGCCAUGGACUCAGUACCGUCAGGUGCCCGACGAUGCCAGCGAAUUGUUUAUCGAGGAUCGCGAAAUGACACCGAUGAGUCCCAUUAUUUGUAGCACCGAGCUGCAUGCGACGCCAUAUCGGAAUGGCAAUGCAGCAGCAUCGGAGGAUCUAUAUAACCAACAACAACAACAAUCGUCCUAUAAUCAAAAGCCUUAUAUACCUGCCAAACGACCCAAUGAGCUCAACAAUCAGCGUCCAGCAUUGGGUCACACACAAACCGCACGGACAAAACCCAAUCAACGUUAUCGAGAGGGCUAUCACUAUCACACAUCCCGCCAGAGUCCCACAUUCGUGUUAGGCGAUGAUCAGGGUGCCGGUCCAUCCACGUCCCGUUCCAAUGAUAAUUCUAGUGCGUGAUAGUUUUUAAUUCCUCAACCCCGACAUGAAGGAGAAGCUGAAGCUGAAGCCGAAGGAGAAAAGCCCCAAAUACAAACUGAAUUAUGAAGAUUUCUCAGCUAUAAACUGGAAUAACAGAAAUUUGAAGCAUGUUGUAGAAUUUUGGUCAAUGUAAGAAGUGAAAAACAAAAUUGUUAAUUAGUUUAAAAAAAGAAAACAAGAAAACGAACAAGCAAAACACGUCGAUGAAAACAGUUGAGAGGAGAACAGGGAGAACAGAGAAAAUAUUUAAGCAGCGCCGAGCAAAGCAAACAAUAAUAAAUUUAAUAAUAAAUUGUAUGUGUGUAUUACGAGCCGAGAGAGAAAUUUAAAGAAUUUAAUGAAAGAUGAUACAAAGUAAAGUUUUGAAACAGAAGGUAGAUCCACAAGAUCAUCGCCCAUUUGAUUAGGUAUACGGAACCGAACGAACACGGAGGCCAUACGAGCAUUGGUCAAUGUUGAACGGAUAUCCAAAAAUUGAGCUGAACAAAUUGGUAAUACUUAUUGUAAUUGUAAUAGGAAACCUAAUAACACGACAACAAAAUUGCAAGCAAAAUUGAAAAUUAGAAAUUACAAUGAGCAUGGAAAACGGAAAUCAACUUGUUAUAAAC
Molecule: messenger RNA, 1910 nt
Organism: Drosophila persimilis
Lineage: Eukaryota; Metazoa; Arthropoda; Insecta; Diptera; Drosophilidae
Exons: 6
Coding region: 175-1281 (368 amino acids)
Source: RefSeq, a predicted model, not a curated record